This is a messenger RNA of Hibiscus syriacus, 894 nucleotides long. RefSeq names its product E3 ubiquitin-protein ligase MBR1-like. NCBI's taxonomy places the organism in Eukaryota, Viridiplantae, Streptophyta, Magnoliopsida, Malvales, Malvaceae. The coding region runs from base 1 to 894 and encodes 297 amino acids. The record is from RefSeq and is a predicted model, not a curated record. The transcript has 2 exons.
AUGCAUGAAAACGGUAGUACACUUGAUGUUCAGAGCAUUAGUGGCUGGAAUUAUGGUGAACCAAGCUCAAGACUGGGACUGCAGAACCAGCAGAUGCAGGAUGCUCUAGAUCACCGACUUGGGGAUGAUGGAAGAAAAAUGGAACAGGGUUCAUCUCACGAUGCUUGUAACCAGGCUUCUCCAAGGUCAGAAGAAAGGCGGAUUGAACCACCAAAUGUCUUUUUUACUGGGAGGCUGAAUAAUGAACGGAGUGGCAAUCUUGUUAGAAGUGAGCCAAUGUGUUUGCAGAGUUUCAUCUCCAAUCAUAUCCCGUCGAAUGUGAAUUUAAGUGAAGGAUUUAUUAGUGGAAGUGGUACUGGAGUGUCAGGUGUUGGAACUGGUGGAAGUCCUAAUCUCCACAACUCAGGUGGACUAGAAAGAGAACAAAUAUCUAAUGCAUUUGUUUCUGCUGAUAAUAUUGGCAGUUCAUCAGGAAGCUCUAAUUAUGUGGGGGAGGAAAAUACUGAUGGCCCGGGCUAUUCCUUGGACAGUUGGGGUUUAUCCUGCAAGAGGAAGGCCCUUGAAGGUACUUCUGGACAGUCAGCUGAUACUUCUGGACAAUUGGCUUCUGGAAAUCCCAACACGUCUGGAAGUAUUCCAUCUUCUAAUCGAUAUGGGUCUAGUUCAAGCACCCAUCCUUUGCCUGCUCCUGCCUGGAUCCCUCCUCACAACCCUCCAAUACAUGAUCAACAAAGACUAUCAGAAUUUGCUCCUUGGUCUCCAAUUGAUUCUGAAUCUGGUGGUCAUAAUGGCCGUUUUCCACUACCAUCUUCAAACCCUUACACUUCCUCGCAGGAGACAAUGGUGACUUCUGAAUCUAACAGCCAAGGAAUAAUCAACCACACCCAAGGUUAG